Molecule: messenger RNA, 2797 nt
Organism: Momordica charantia (bitter melon)
Lineage: Eukaryota; Viridiplantae; Streptophyta; Magnoliopsida; Cucurbitales; Cucurbitaceae
Gene: RECQSIM
Product: RECQ helicase SIM
Biological process (GO): double-strand break repair via homologous recombination
Cellular component (GO): cytoplasm; chromosome; nucleus
Molecular function (GO): four-way junction helicase activity; ATP binding; 3'-5' DNA helicase activity
Source: RefSeq, a predicted model, not a curated record
AACACUUCCAAAAUUUUCCCACUAAUUCUUUUCGCGCGCGACAGUAUCGAAAGAAACGAAGCUGCCACGCUAUUCAAUUUUCCGUUCGAAUAUCUCAUUGCUAAGUCGCGUCCGAAAUUCCUCUGGAUCAUUUACUUUCCGCAGCGUAGGAAAGGAAUCUGGGAAAACCCACCUUUGCUUCAGCAAACUGGAAAAAGAGCCCAGUGUAGGUUCUAAUGCGACAGUCUAGCAUUCUGGAUCAUUUUUCUUUUAACAAUAGGUGCAAACGAAGCAAGGCUGAAGCCGAACCAGUUCUUCCAAUUUUUAGACCAGAAGCAUUCCCUUGUCACGUGGAAGAUAUUCAGGAACGACGAAGAUGUGACCUUCAAGUUGAAUCAGAUUCUUAUCUGGUUGAUUUGAUACAAGAAACAGAUACCCAAACGGAUUGGGAGAAGAAAUUGAAUAGGAUUCUGAAAAAACAUUUUGGCUAUCCGUUCUUGAAGAAGUUCCAGAAAGAAGCUUUGGAAGCAUGGAUGAAUCACCAAGAUUGUCUGGUACUUGCUGCGACAGGAUCUGGGAAAUCUAUCUGUUUUCAAAUCCCAGCUUUAUUAACAGGCAAGGUGGUUGUUGUUAUUUCGCCAUUGAUAAGCUUGAUGCACGAUCAAUGCUUAAAACUAGCAAAGCAUGGGGUUUCUGCCUGCUUUCUUGGGUCUGGGCAACCUGAUAGUUCUGUAGAAAAGAAAGCAAUGGGAGGUGCAUAUAGCAUAAUCUAUGUAUGCCCAGAGACAGUUGUAAGAUUGAUUCAACCACUUCAAAAUCUAGCCGAAACUCGUGGAAUUGCAUUGUUCGCAAUUGAUGAAGUACACUGUGUUUCUAAAUGGGGCCAUGACUUUCGGCCUGACUACAGGGGUAUGUCUAUUUUGCGAGAGAAUUUCAGCUCUUCAACCCUAAAAUUUUUGAGAUUUGACGUGCCAUUGAUGGCGUUGACCGCAACUGCCACAAUUCAAGUUCGAGAAGACAUUUUAAAGUCGUUGUGUAUGUCGAAGGAAACCAAGAUUAUUCUAACUUCGUUUUUUAGGCCAAAUCUUCGCUUUUCUGUAAAACAUAGUAGAACAUCUUCACCAUCCUCCUAUAAGAAGGACUUCAGCGAUCUUAUUGACAUAUAUGCUGAAAAUAGAAGAUCUAGCAAUAAGAAACAAACUGCAAUCUCUCAGAAGUUAGAUAGUGUAUUAGAUUGCUCAACCGACAAUAGCUUAUAUGAGACAGACAAAAUCUCUCCAAAUGAUUUAGAGGACAUUGAUGAUUCUGACUCAGAUAGAGAUGAUGAAGGAGAUUCUGCAAAAGAAUGUUCGCCAACCACCUCAGAAGGAAGGACAAUGUCCGUUGAGUACUUGGAAAACGAGGUUGAUGUCUUUCAGAGCGUAGAUGAUUGGGAUGUUGCAUGUGGUGAGUUCUGUGGACAAUUGCUUUGUGGGGACAGGGAUGUAGAUGCAUCAUUGAAGGAGAUUGAUCGGCUGGAUAAAGCAGAAGAAAGACAAAGAAGUUGUCAAGAGACUUUUGAACAAGGGCCAACUAUUAUAUACGUUCCUACUAGAAAAGAAACUUUGAGUAUUUCAAAGUAUCUUUGUCAAUCGGGCGUGAAGGCUGCUGCUUACAAUGCAUCACUUGCGAAAUCUCAUUUAAGGAUGGUUCACAAGGACUUUCACGAGAAUAAUGUUGAGGUUGUGGUUGCAACAAUAGCAUUUGGAAUGGGGAUUGACAAGUCGAAUGUCCGGAGAAUUAUUCACUAUGGUUGGCCACAGAGUUUGGAAGCUUAUUAUCAAGAAGCUGGACGUGCUGGAAGGGAUGGAAAAUUGGCAGAUUGUAUUCUAUUUGCAAAUCUGACAAGAAUACCCUCCCUUUUGCCAAGUCGAAGGAGUGAAGAUCAAACUAAUCAGGCAUAUAGAAUGCUGUCCGACUGCUUCAGGUAUGGGAUGAACACUUCAAAUUGUCGUGCACAGAAACUAGUGGAGUACUUUGGUGAAACUUUUGAUCGUGAGAAGUGUCUCAUGUGUGAUGUUUGUGUGAAGGGACCUCCAAAUAUGCAGAAUUUGAAGGAGGAAGCAAAUAUAUUAAUGCAGGUCGUUGCUGCACAUCAUCGAUAUUUAGCCGAAGGAUUCUAUGAUGAUUUCACAUAUAGUGAUGUCAAACAGAGAUUCAGGGAGAAGCCUAAUUUGAGGAUGUUUGUCAGUAAAGUGAGAGAGCAGUCUCUGAAGUUCGUGGCAACUGAUUUGCUUUGGUGGCGGGGUCUUGCGAGAAUUUUGGAAGCUAAAGGUUACUUGAAAGAAGGGGACAACAAGAACCAUGUUCAGAUAAAAUUUCUUGAGCCAACCAAGCUAGGAUUGGAGUUUCUAUCCAGAAGUGACCAGACAUUCAAUGUUUGCCCUGAAGCAGACAUGCUCCUCUCAAUGACCAAAAGCAAAUCCUAUUUAUCCUUCUCAGAAUGGGGCAGGGGCUGGGCCGAUCCCGCCAUACGUCGCGAGCGACUAAAACGGAGACACUUGGCCGACAAGUCACACGGGCCACGGCCACGGAAGACAAAAAAAAGGAAAUCAAGUAAGCAUAACUCAGACUUGAGAACAGUUCGAGGUAGAAUAACUGCUAAAUUGUCAUCAAAGAAGUGAUGGUGCUGAACAAGUUCUUGGUUAUGUUAAUCUUAUGAAUAUGAUUAUUGAUUGUUUUUGAGUCAUUACUUCGUAGAAAGCUACACUAAAUGAAGUUAAAUGAAAAGGCAUGUUAACUUCGGUUUGGUUGAAAUAUUUUAAAUUAUGAAAGUGAA